This is a messenger RNA of Fusarium poae, 1557 nucleotides long. RefSeq lists its product as uncharacterized. The transcript has 3 exons. Gene Ontology annotation, molecular function: oxidoreductase activity, acting on paired donors, with incorporation or reduction of molecular oxygen; monooxygenase activity; iron ion binding. Lineage: Eukaryota; Fungi; Ascomycota; Sordariomycetes; Hypocreales; Nectriaceae. The record is from RefSeq and is a predicted model, not a curated record. The coding region runs from base 1 to 1557 and encodes 518 amino acids.
AUGGAUGCACUCUACGAGACUCUGCGGGCUCUACCGCUCUCCAUCUCAAUCCCACUAACAACAAGCAUCAUCAUCAUCUUAUCCAUCAUCACCAACGUGGUUCGACAAUUAUGGUUCCCCAACCCUCAUCGCCCACCAGUCGUAUUCCACAUCUUUCCCUUGAUAGGCAGCACUGUUCAAUACGGUAUCGAUCCGUACGCGUUUUUCUUUAACUGCAGAGAAAAAUACGGGGACUGCUUCACCUUUAUUCUGCUCGGCAAAUCGACGACUGUCUUUCUCGGGCCCAAGGGCAAUGACUUUAUCCUCAACGGCAAACAUGCUGAUCUAAAUGCCGAGGAUGUCUAUGGGAAGCUUACGACGCCUGUGUUUGGCAACGAGGUUGUGUACGACUGCUCCAAUGCACGUUUCAUGGACCAGAAGAGGCUUCUCAAACUUGGUCUUACCACAGAUUCUUUAAGGUGUUACAUCCCAAAGUUCGUUAAAGAAGUCGAAGACUACGUCCAAACCUCACCGUACUUCAAGGGCGACACAGGCAUUGUCAACAUCACAGAGGUCAUGGCUGAAAUCACAAUUUAUACGGCAUCCGGAUCUCUUCUUGGCAACGAAGUUCGCGCCAUGUUCGACAGCACCUUUGCCACUCUCUACCGUCAUCUAGACGACGGCUUCCAGCCUAUCAACUUUGUCAUGCCAGGUCUUCCCCUCCCGCAAAACUUUCGUCGAGACCACGCUCGAAAGGUCAUGGAGAAGCUUUUCAGCGAUAUCAUUGCCAAGCGUCGUGAGACUGGCAAUCAAGGCGACGAAACGGAUAUGGUUUGGACGCUUAUGAAUGCGACGUAUAAGGAUGGUCAGCCUCUUCCUGACAUCCAUGCAUCGCGAAUGCUGAUUGCUAUCCUUAUGGGUGGCCAGCACAACACUGCUGCGAGUGGUGCCUGGCUUCUUCUCAACCUCGCUCAUAAACCUCAUCUGGUCCAGGAGCUGUACGAGGAACAGGCUCAAGUUCUUGGCUCACCACAAGAGCCUCUGACAUGGGAAAACUUGCAGAAACUGACUCUCAAUGGCCAAAUCAUCAAGGAAACGCUCCGUCUUCACAGUCCGAUCCACUCAAUCCUUCGACAAGUCAAAUCACCCAUGCGAGUACCUGGCACAGAAUGGGUAGUGCCUCCAUCUCAUACCCUUCUAGCUUCUCCCGGCACAAUGGCCCGAUCAGAAGAAUUCUUCCCUCGACCUUCAGAAUGGGACCCUCACCGUUGGGACAAGAUUGAGCCCCUCGAGAAGACUGCAGAUGAUGGACAGACAGUGGACUACGGCUUUGGAAUGAUGAGCAAAUCCGUCAGUAGUCCUUAUUUGCCCUUUGGAGCAGGAAGACAUCGAUGUGUUGGCGAGAACUAUGCUUAUGCACAGCUGGGUGCCAUCAUUGCGACCUUUGUGAGACUACUUCACAUCGAACAGCCUGAUCCCAAGGCUCCCCUUCCCGCACCGGAUUACUCUUCAAUGUUUUCUCGACCUAUGAACCCUGCCGAGAUCCGAUGGCGUCGACGUGAGAUAGUAGAACGAUAG